AAUCUGAGAUUGAAAUGUUUGCCUCCAUGGGAAACUUUGGGAUAAGUUUGGGAUUCCCUGCGGGACUACUCACUGAAAGAUUUAGUGUGCGUUGGACAUCGUUUGUAGCCACGAUAGUGUCAACUUCGGGAUUUCUACUUUUAUGGUCUACCACAUUAAGUAAAGAUUUCUACCAUGACCAUGCUUGGCUGCAGUAUAUUUACUUCUUUAUAGCAGGUUUUGGUGCUAUCUUCAUGUACAUGGCGUCUUUAACGACAAACAUGAAUAAUUUCCAGCCAAAGCAUCGUGGAAAGGUCGUGGGAAUUUUGGACGCCUCAUUUAGUGCAGGCCCUGCAUUAAUUUCCCUCCUGUACGGCGUUCUGUUCACUAAUGGUCACGUGAAUGAUGAACAGAAUCAAAAUCUGAAAGGUUUCUAUUUGAUGUCGGCAAUAGCUUUCGGGACAAUUGGAGUUCUAGGAAUUAUACUACUGAGAAGCAAUCCUUUUGAAAUAGAAGACAUCACCUUUCAACGAAUGUCCGAAACUGCUAGUGAUAAAGAAGAGCACGAUUUACCGGAGCGAGAGGGUGACGUCACUGGAUUUAAGUUGAUUAAAAGUGUUAACUUUCAAUUUCUUUUCUGGGCAUAUAUCUUCUGCGCGGGACUACAGCUUACGUAUCAAACAAAUAUAACUGCCUAUCUUAAGUCAUAUGAUUUAGAAGGUUAUAGCACUCUUUUCACUACAUUGAAUCCGGUCUUCCAAGUCGUAUCAAAGUUUCUGGCGGGCUUUUUGUCCGAUGCCAUUGUUCACAAGGUACCUAGAAUUGUGGUGCUCUUUGCUUUUAACAUUUUUCAAACUAUUGUUCUGAUAAUUUGCAUAUUUUAUUCCAAUAACCUAUCGGUUUUAGUCAUAUCUCUUAUAGGACUCGGAAUGCCAAACGGCGCCCUCUGGUGUCUAACUCCCACAAUGCUAAGCGAGUUUUACGGAAUGAAAUACUUCGGUCGUAAUUGGGGGACGAUAAUGUUCGGAAAUGCGUUUGGUGGACUACUUUUUCAACGAAUUUACGGCUGGAUUUAUGAUAAUAGUAUUGAAUACACCGGACAGACAGUUUGUUACGGACUACAUUGCUUCACGUGGAGUUUUACAAUGAUGGCAGUACUCAGUUUUUGCUCUUGUAUUUUUAAUGCUGGUGUUUUAGAAUCGGAAAUCUAUGCAUACAGAUCUUUAAAAAGAGCAAAAAAAUCAACGAAUGAUUGAUGCUUAAGAAACGUAAAUGCCAUUAUUUUUUAACAUAAAUCUGUAGAAAAAUGACUCAUUGAUCUUACUUAUAUAAUUGAAAGUUAUUUAAAUAAUUUCAUCAUUAUGAUUUAUGAAUAAUUAUUACUAGUUCACGCUUUUCAGUGAACAGUAAAAUUAUAUUUCAUAAUUUCAUCGUCCAAUUUUCAAAGUAGCUUGAUCAUUUAAACAAGAAGUAUCUUUAAAAAGAUUCUCGGACGAAGUAAAACUGUUAUUACUCUUUUUGGUAUGCACAUGUUUUUUCCGGGAUUGUUGACGUUUUUGGUAGUCUGAUCAUUUUAGAAUGUCAUUUAUAAGUCGGUAAAUUCUUAUGUUGAAUAAGAAAUUCACUGUAGAAUUAAUGAAAAUUUUAUAACAGUAUAAAACAUUUAUGGGGAGGAAGUUCACAGAUCUCAAAUAUCCGAGAAAUUUAACUUGAAACUUUGUCUCCGAUACUCCUUUAGAUUAUUUUAUAAUUUGGACCUGUACAUGUUUACGUUUCAGAAAGAUCCUUUAGAUUUUUAAACCAAUUUUAGAAUGACUAAUGAGAUUCCCGGAUUUCAGCUGUAAUUUUAAAAUGACCAAUAAAAAUCCUUCAUUUGUUUUUGUAUGAAAUCUUUAUUUCUGUUAUUUAAAAAAACAUCAAUAUAUCUUGUUUAUUCUUUGCAUAAUCGACUGCAUUACUAAAACAGUAGCAAAAAAAUAGGGAUAGAUACUGUAACUCCAUUCUACCAAUCGGAACGUCCUCGGCUAUUUACUAAAAUAACCUCGGAGUUUAAACGAUGUAAACAGAAAUCUUUGAUAAUGUGAAACUAAUUUAUAUAUAUUUGACAUCCAAACGAAGAUAAAGAUUAAUUCGGUACAAUUAUGAUUGAAAAUAUGUCUGACAACCAUUUUUAAUUUAGAUAUGACCACUAAUGUACACUUUUCAACAAAUCCGACUUAAUGUCAACGGGUCGGCAUUUUGUACUUUCGGUUAAUAAAUAUAUAAGUAA
Molecule: messenger RNA, 2248 nt
Organism: Ruditapes philippinarum (Manila clam)
Lineage: Eukaryota; Metazoa; Mollusca; Bivalvia; Venerida; Veneridae
Exons: 3
Coding region: 15-1235 (406 amino acids)
Biological process (GO): transmembrane transport
Cellular component (GO): membrane
Molecular function (GO): transmembrane transporter activity
Source: RefSeq, a predicted model, not a curated record